This is a messenger RNA of Suillus discolor, 4904 nucleotides long. RefSeq lists its product as uncharacterized. Lineage: Eukaryota; Fungi; Basidiomycota; Agaricomycetes; Boletales; Suillaceae. Gene Ontology annotation, molecular function: ATP binding; hydrolase activity. Bases 109 to 4626 code for a protein of 1505 amino acids. The transcript is spliced from 20 exons. The record is from RefSeq and is a predicted model, not a curated record.
GCAUUUUCCGCAGGGUCUGACCAAGAACCUUAGUAAAACUGCUUCCUUUCUGUCAGAUGAUGCACUCAUGCGUCCUACCCAGAUUCAUGGUUGGUUUUCGGCGAAUUUAUGGGUAUCAUUAAAGGCUCCGAGCAGGCGUUGAGCUUUCCGGAUGGAUUCCUCGACCGUCCAAGUUACAUUUGUCUUCCCUGUCGCUCCAAUCCAGUCUUUGCAAACCAGAGACACACGCUCUAUGAUAUAUUCGAGAUCUACAUGAAAUUCAAGAAGCAGAAACGCCACUUUGAUGUGGCGGAUCGUACGCAUGCGAUACUCAAGGCUUUGCGAAAUCAAAAAUUUCCCGGUCAACAGGUUGAUCAUAUGUAUGUCGAUGAGGCACAAGACAAUCUUCUGAUCGAUGCGCUGGUUUUGAGGCGACUGUGUAGGCAUUCAAAUAGUCUUUUCUGGGCUGGGGAUACUGCGCAAACGAUCUCUGCUGGAAGUUCCUUCAGGUUCAACGAUCUGAAAGCAUUUGUCUACCGUAUGGAGCGCAACAGUAGCUCGGUAACCCCCACUGGAGUUCCUGUGCAUCAACCAACGAUGUUCCAGUUGGGUAUUAACUACAGAUCACACGAUGGCAUCGUGAAAUGUGCUCACUCUAUCAUCGAACUCAUCACGAAGUUCUGGCCAAACGCAAUUGAUCACCUUCAACCUGAAAAGGGGGUAGUUGAUGGAGUGAAGCCAGUAUUUUUCACGCACUUGGAUAAUGACGCUCACUUCAAACGGUUUUUGGUUGGGGAGAGUGCUAGUAACCCAAAGCUUGGAGCCCGCCAGUGCAUACUUGUGCGGAACGAAGCAGCGGUCAAGACCGUACAAGACAAAGUAGGAGAUAUUGGUAUGAUAAUGACGCUCUACGACAGUAAAGGCCUGGAGUUCGACGAUGUUCUGUUGUACAACUUUUUCGGAGAUUCCGCCGUAGAUGCCUCACGCUGGCGGGUAGUUCUCAACGGGGUGCAGGGUCAAGGAUAUGCGCCUGAUUUUUAUCGUGACGAAACUCGGUACGCUGCAAUAUGUAGUGAGUUGAAACUCCUCUACGUGGGAAUUACCCGUGCAAGGAAGAACGUAUGGAUCCUUGAUACAUCUGACAAGUCUGAUGCUAUGCGCAUUUUCUGGGAGUCUCAAAAUCUGAUCCGCACCUGUGCCCGAAGCACGGAUAUUUCUCCUCUAGCUGCCUCUUCUACUCCGGAUGAGUGGGCAUUCUCCGGGCGCUCACUGUUCUUCCACAAGCGCUACUCACAGGCUAUCCAUUGCUUCGAGCGUGCUGACAUGCAUCGCGAAGUGAAGGUUUGCAAAGCUUAUCUACUACGGGAGGCAGCGCGUUCCAGUGUCGGAGUGGCCUUGCUUAACGUUCAACAAAGGGCUUUUACUGCGGCAGCAGAUGCCUUUGUUGAAUGUGCUGCAGCUGCUACGGGCAAUGAGAAACGUCAAUAUUACCGCACCUCGGCGUAUUGCUACAUCCGAGGAGGACAAGACCUCAAAGCUGCUGAUAACUAUCUCAAAGCUGAAGAGUUCGAGCUAGCUGCAAAGAGCUAUCGCAAGGGUGGAUCAUUUGACAGGACACUGCAUGUCCUUACUGACCACCGCGCCGUGAUCCCUGAGAAGACCGCAACAGAGUUGUGGAUGGUAUGUCGGCUUCAUUACUGCAGCAGAAGCAACGAUCAAGCCCCUGUGCCACUAUUCUCUUCUUCGUUUGAUGAGGAACUCGAGUUUUUGGAAGAAUACGAUUUGGACUGUGCUCGUGCUUCCCUUCUGGAGUCUCACUCGAUGUAUUAUGAGGUCGCGGAGAUACACCUAUCAGAGAACCGCCUCAUCGAAGCAGUACAAGCGUUCCUCAAGGACAACAUACACAUUGAUUCAGCUGCUCGUGCUGCUGACACUCUUUUGGAAUUCAUGUGGCGCAAAUGUUCAUUCGGGAUCACCCCAAAAUCCGCCAUUGUUGACGACUCAGUCCAGCAAGCUAUGGCCCUCACUGAUCAGCUACAAACGAAGAAACUGGAGCCCAUGACUUGUCGUUUGAUUUUGAUGUUUCAGGGCAUCUUGCGAGAAGAUCAUGAGUCGUUGAAGAAACUUGCCCUUACCUUCCAGGAACAUGAUCACCACACUGCCGCUCUCCUUUGUCUGGAUCACUUUUUCACUCGAUUGGCAGACAUUCGUCCUUUCCAACUCCAUGAAAUGGCAAGCUUUCUUGAAACAUUUCAUACCUAUGCGCGACUACUGUAUCAAACUUCGACCAUGCGUGACCCCUUAGGGCGCCGCGAAUGCGAUGUACAGAGACUAUUAUCAAUUGUACCGCUAUCGGGCGACGAGUUUCUCAUACCGAGUGGAACAUUCCUGUACGACAACGUAACAAAAAAUCCUCGGAAUCACCGUCUGGUCUCGGUGCAUCAAUCUGGAUAUAAGGCCUCUCGUAGAAACGCGACAGAAUUGAUCCAUCUGUCCAUUCGAACUGUUUUGAAGGACAAGGUUUUAGAACUCGACAAAAUGUGUUGCGACGCUCCAGUCUUUUUGCAAUGCUUGCCAUUUAUUGUCUCCGGGACGUGUCAAAGACAGCAAUGCCCCCAGAACCACAUUGCGAUAUCGAAUAUGGACCGCGUGCAGUAUAACGCCCACGUUGCGAUCCACAUACAGCUUAUUCUUAUAUUGCAACUCUUGUACUCCGCGCAUCCUAGUACGAAACAAUGGGAAAGCAUGAGAGACUGGCUCGAACACCUUUAUGAGGCGCUGGCUCCUCCUUUGUUCAUUCAAGGUUCCUUUGCGGACCUCGACCUGACCCUCAUUCCACAUGGUUUAGUUGGUUUGAGAGUGGUGAAGAACUGGAUUCGCGAAUCUUUCUAUAGAUUGAACCCAUCCAAGAGCCCCCAAUUUCUGACGACCUUGAUGAGAAUCACCAGUCUGAGUUUUGCUUUCGACCGGAAUGAUGCUCCCACCUACAUUGCUCAGGCAAAGCUUGUCCCCAAAAAUACAUUUACCGAGCUCCUCCGACAGCCAGAUAAUCGCUACCUGGUGGUGGACAUGUUCAAUUCUUACCAAGGAGCUUCUCCCAGUAGUAUAUCAUCGGGAAUUCUGUUUCUACUGCAUGUCCUCGACAACGGUUUACGUAUCAAUCUAUCCGUUCUAUGCGACUGCAUUGAGGAUAUCCUUUCCUCUUUCGUUAUAAAUCACAGAAUGGAUCCCAUCCUGGACGAACUUCCACUGCAUGGUGCUGUUCUUCCAUCCCACUGGUUGAUCUUCCCCCAUAAGUUUUCUGUGAAAAAAGACGUCGAACCGGAGUCAAUAAGCUCGCUCUUGGGUGCGAUAGGGAAUCUAAUACAGAGAUUGCGCGUGGGUAGUGCCAUGGGUUCUUUGUGGCUUGCCCAUAUUACCAAUAUCACACCAUUACUUCGCAAUAUUUUCAUCUUCCGGCUUUGUAGAACACUCUGCCUUGUUGCUCACAACACACGGUACCCUAUGGUCAAGCGCAAAGUGAAUGCGAUCGUGCUUCAUCUGCACGCAAGCAAUGAACCUCAGCGCCCUGCAUACUAUCAAAAACUCGUGAACGACGUUGUUGAGCAUAUGGCGCUUUUACCCGGCAGAGGAAUGCCUCGCUUAGAUGGCUACCUGCGUGCUGUUCUCGAUUUCGAUACCAACAAGGGUUCGAGCGAUCUUGUCAAACUUGUUCACAAGACGAGUAAAUCUACUCAAACUUCGUUGGUGCGACAACUGUUUUAUGAAAAGUCUAGUGACAUUCCCUAUCUUCUUUCUUCGCAUAUGGUUGCUGCACAGUCUAUGCUGAGAGCGGAGGCAGCUGCCUUCGUGCCUCGCAUACAGCGUCCCAAAGAUGGUGUAGAGAUUCUUCCGGCCGAGAAGGAGAACUCAAAUCUGGUGCCCCAGGAGGCGGAUAGAGAGGAAGUAAAGGAGAAAGAAGUUUCAGUGAUUGUUGAUUCUGAGGCCACUGAUGACAUGGAAGAUAUGGACGAGGCGGUCACAUCCCUCACAUCCCUUGAUCCUGUGCCAGACGAGUCCCUUCGUUCCAACGGGCCAUCGGAAGAGCAGGUCUUUGCAGCUCGCACGAUUCAGUAUGCAUAUCGCUAUCACGUUUGGCGACGUUCAGGCUCUGCUGUAGAUGCAGAACUCCGUGCGAUAUUCACGACAUGCCUCAAGGAGACGCGGACCUCUAAAUGGCGUCCAAGUUAUUACCGUCUUCUUUUCCUCGGACCAUUGCCCCACCUUCUGGCGUGCCUGGAACAAGGCAUUGCGCUAACUCACGCUGCCAAAAUAAAGACGAAAGACCUUUUCAAAACCGAGUCUCAUGAAAAGCUUGAGGAGUUGGGCAGGCAGAGAAGCGAGAUCACAUUGCUCCUCAAAAAAGGCAUGCAAUUGCGCGGUAAGCUAGAGCCUUCCUCACCAGAUCAUCGUACCCGGGACAUCGAUGCUCUCAAACGAGCGGUUUUAGAGGUCGGAGAAUUUAUUCAGAAAGUUCCCGGCAGCACGACGGAUAUGCAAGCUAAGUUCCAGAUGGCUUAUAAGGGAAUCGUUGCAGAGAAGAAACUGUUUUACGUGCGAAACGAGAGACCUGCUCUCAACAUCGAGGAUCUAGAUCCCAUUGUUUGAAUAUUUGUGUACCAAUUCCGUGACAUGCUUAGUCAAGUUAGUGUCCCGUACGUACUAGUAGUCGUUCUUUCUCAGUUAUUAUCUCCAACUUGCGAGUAGGAACGACUCGGAUUGCACCACUGCAUCUCGAUAAUUUACCGGCAUGAUACCCACCAUACUGGCAUGGAUGAAGGACUCAGGCUUGAAUUAUUGAUUUACUCAAUUCCGGGAUGAGAUUGCACACUCGCCGAUUACUUUCGGUAUAUUCGAGAAAACUAUGAUUGUCAUUUAAAGAGAUG